AUGCCUACUAGUCUUUUCAUUACAUCUAAUGGCAAAUUUAACGUAAUACAAUGCGGUUUAUCGAACUUGUUUGCUGACAAUAUUGACUCACAGUCCUGUGUGUAUUCUCUCUUUACACCACCACCCGGGGGGGGGGGGGGGGGGGGGGGGGGGGGGGGGGGGGGGGGGGGGGGGGGGGGGGGGGGGGGGGGGGGGGGGGGGGGGGGGGGGGGCCCGCCCCGGGAGGAGGAGAAAAGAGAGAAUACACACAGGACUGUGAGUCAAUCUAGAGAAAGUACGUAA
Dicrocoelium dendriticum is the source of this 282-nucleotide messenger RNA. The record is from the annotation of a GenBank genome assembly. Lineage: Eukaryota; Metazoa; Platyhelminthes; Trematoda; Plagiorchiida; Dicrocoeliidae.